CGUAAAUGAUUUUAAGAUUUAGUUAUUGCUAGAUUGAAUUUUAAAAUGGUUUGUUAUAGAGUUAUGUUUGUCAAAGUUUUGCUACUCAUUGUUUUGCUUACUGCGUUUAAAAAAGUAGCUUGUUUAGUCGUGGAUCCUAAUCAACUUACUUACACUUUUGUAACAGAGCAAAUACUAAAAGAUGUACCAAAAUAUUUAACCUCAGUUCCAAAACAAAUUCCUCACAACUUUACAGUAUCUUUUCUUUUUCCGGAGUUAAACUGGAGGGAUGCGUUCAAUGAUACAGAUUCGGAUGAUUUCCAUUGUUUUACUGACAAAAUUAGAAGACGGUUGAAAAAAGUAUACAGUGAUGCAAGUGAAGAAAAUGAGUAUGUAGACGCAACUGCAACAAAUAUGAGAGAUUUUUAUAAAGGAACAUAUACAAUUGCGGAUUUCAUUCUCUUCUUUAACAAGGAAAUGUUAUGGCCCACGUGGAAUAAAACAGUUAUUGCAUCUACUCUAUUUCCUUCUGUAUUAGCUCCUUUAGCUGAUGUUUACAAUUACCCACCAAUUGAUUCUAAAUACAAUCCUUAUGUUAAUUACUCUGGUAAUAAUUUUAAUUGGUUUUCUAUAAUUGAAAAUAUAACUGAUCUGGCUGGUCAAACUAAUACAGUGAUUUAUUAUGGUUUUUACAACAUUACUCCACCGCUUCCUCCAAUUUAUGGCGGGCCAGAUAAAUUUUCGAUUCCCAACAUAGUGUUCUACAGUUUUCUCGGAUUCAAUGGUUUUGUAAUACUUCUCACUCUUUUUUUCUGGUUUAUAAAUGGUAAAAGAGAGUCAUUGCUGUUAAACUAUUGGAUAAAAGGUAGAGACGAUAUGCGAAGAUCAAAUGUUGAAGCCACUCCAGGUGCUAUGUAACUCAUUGUUCAGUUGCGCCACUUACAGUUAUUUAUUAAAGAUUGUAUAUAUAACAGUUAUUUAUUAAAGAUGUAUAUAUAAACACACAC
This is a messenger RNA of Hydra vulgaris (swiftwater hydra), 986 nucleotides long. RefSeq lists its product as uncharacterized. The record is from RefSeq and is a predicted model, not a curated record. NCBI's taxonomy places the organism in Eukaryota, Metazoa, Cnidaria, Hydrozoa, Anthoathecata, Hydridae.